Molecule: messenger RNA, 3975 nt
Organism: Centropristis striata (black sea bass)
Lineage: Eukaryota; Metazoa; Chordata; Actinopteri; Perciformes; Serranidae
Gene: acvr1ba
Product: activin A receptor type 1Ba
Exons: 9
Coding region: 107-1600 (497 amino acids)
Biological process (GO): activin receptor signaling pathway; nervous system development; cellular response to growth factor stimulus
Cellular component (GO): plasma membrane; activin receptor complex
Molecular function (GO): ATP binding; activin receptor activity, type I; activin binding
Source: RefSeq, a predicted model, not a curated record
GGUGUGGUGUGUGCGGUCGGACUGUGGUUGUGUUUCAGGUCUGGUCGUGUUGAUAACGACACACUUCGGACGCAUUUCAUCGCGGAGAGAUGGGAAUUUUGAAGAAAUGGCUCUGAAAGAGAUUGCCCUGCCGCUGCUGGCCCUGCUGGGGUUAGUGGCCGUCGGUAAUGCUUUACGCUGUAACUGCACUAACUGUGAGAAGACUGGCUACGAGUGUGAAACAGAUGGCGCCUGCAUGGCCUCCACAUACUACAUCCAGGGGAAGGAACAACACGUACGCAUCUGUAUCAACCGGGACAACCUGGUCCCCCCUGGACAACCGUUCUACUGUCUGAGCGCUGAAGGCCUGCUCAACACACAUUGCUGCUAUGUCGAUUACUGCAACAGUAUUGAAGUCCCCGUCCCAACAAAGGAGGGAGACUGGGCAGCUUCAGGGAGCUCCUGGGGGCCGGUGGAGCUGGUAGCGGUCAUUGCAGGGCCGGUGUUCCUUCUCUGUGUGCUGCUGAUGGUCGGCGUGUUCCUGUUCCAGUAUCACCAGAGGGCUUACAGCCACAGGCAGAGGCUGGAGGUUGAGGACCCAUCCUGUGACCAUCUGUACUUGGCCAAGGACAAGACCCUGCAGGACCUCAUCUAUGACAUGUCCACCUCGGGAUCAGGUUCUGGUUUGCCCCUGUUUGUGCAGCGGACGGUGGCGAGGACCAUCGUGCUUCAGGAGAUAAUAGGAAAGGGUCGUUUUGGCGAGGUGUGGAGAGGGAAGUGGAGGGGAGGAGAUGUGGCGGUGAAGAUUUUUUCAUCCAGAGAGGAGCGGUCCUGGUUCAGAGAGGCUGAGAUCUAUCAGACAAUCAUGUUGCGCCACGAAAACAUCCUGGGAUUUAUUGCAGCAGACAAUAAAGACAAUGGAACAUGGACUCAGCUGUGGCUGGUGUCAGACUAUCAUGAACACGGCUCUCUAUUUGACUACCUGAACCGAUACUCUGUCACCAUCGAGGGCAUGAUCAAACUGGCACUGUCAGCCGCCAGCGGCCUGGCACACCUGCACAUGGAGAUCCUCGGCACUCAGGGUAAGCCUGGCAUUGCUCACCGUGACCUCAAGUCUAAAAAUAUCCUGGUUAAGAAGAACGGCAUGUGUGCCAUAGCUGACCUCGGCCUGGCAGUCCGCCACGAGUCCAUCACAGACACAAUCGAUAUAGCACCGAACCAGCGCGUGGGCACUAAGAGGUAUAUGGCUCCAGAAGUUCUGGACGAAACCAUCAACAUGAAACACUUCGAUUCCUUCAAGUGUGCCGACAUUUAUGCGCUGGGCCUGGUGUACUGGGAGAUUGCGCGUCGAUGCAACGCAGGAGGUAUACAUGAGGAGUACCAGCUGCCCUACUACGACCUGGUGCCCUCUGACCCCUCCAUAGAGGAGAUGAGGAAGGUGGUGUGUGACCAGAAACUGAGGCCCAAUGUGCCCAACUGGUGGCAGAGCUACGAGUCACUGCGUGUGAUGGGAAAGAUCAUGAGGGAGUGCUGGUACGCCAACGGAGCAGCCAGACUGACGGCCCUGCGCAUCAAGAAGACCCUGUCUCAGCUCAGCGUGGAGGAGGACGUCAAGAUGUGAGCGGUCAGGUGCCGAUAAAGGCGCGCUGGAGACGCACAACCAGACCACACUCCCAUAGGAAACGAACACUAAAGACAGACUGCAAAUGAAAACCCUGCCAGUUUUAAAGCCACACUCCAAGUUGUGACGAGGCCUACCUCACCUUUUUAGCCAAAACUACUGAGAGUCACCCUUCCCCUCUUGACUUUUCUCUCUCCCUCCACCUCCCCUUUGUUCCUUGUGUCUCCUCCCGGUCCCCCCUCCCCUCCUCUCCAUGGGCCACAACACUACAGCACUACCACUGUUAAUAUCAUCACACUCAACCUGUUUGUUUUGUUUUCAUUUCCCAUGGCAGGAAUUACUACUAUUGUACAGUGACAGGAUUUUUUCUUGUUUUAACUUUUUUACCUCUCUGAAAUAUGUCCUAUGACAGACUGACUUUGUCCAGAAGAGUCCAGAAUGUUUUAAGAGUAAUAACACUUCAUAUUCUGUUGGCCAUGCAACAUCACAUUGUGUAGCUGUGUGUGUGAGUGUGUAUUUGUGUGUGUUUGUGGGAAGGAGGCUGAAGCACUGUUUCUAGUCGUGUGUGUGUGUGUGUGUGUGUGUGUGUGUGUGUGUGUGUGUGUGUUUAAAAGGUGUCUGGACUACUUGCCUGUUUCUAAGACACUAAGAUGUCCUCUGGUUCAGGCUGUAGCUCAUUAGAUAAUCCAGUAAUGGGACAUUUUGGUAAUUAAGCAUGAACAGCCAGAUUUUGCUUUUUAAUCCCUCACUUGAAUAUUCUUCAAACAGAAACGAGUUGCACUCAACUGUAGCUUCCUCAUCGUGUGUGACACCUGCAAGUGUUACAGAACAGAUGUGGUCCAGUCCUGGUGUUAUUUUGAAAUGUGGCAGGGAUAAUGUUUGGGGUGGUUUUUACUUUUUAUUUAUUUGUCGAUAGUUUUUAUUUCAUAUUGAUGAACACUGUGAGAUGAGAUGUCACAAGCCAGACUCUAAUAUGAUAUGAAAAAUAACAUUGUAGUUCAGUCCAAGCCGUCACAAUCUUUCAGAUGUUAGAUUAAAGGGGUCGUUGCAUUCAUUUUAAUAAGAUACUGAGUGCAAAUAUGGAUGUAGCAGUAACCCCUCGCUGGUGACAGGCGAUGACAUCGUGCACACUGAGCAAAUAAGAGGCGUAUGAAAUGGCAAUUAAAAAUACUGGGGUUUUUUAAAUCUAUUUUUGUGUUUUGUGUAAAGACAUCAUGAUGGGUGUUUUCUUUUGAUGUUGACAUUAGACACUACUGAUGAUGGGUACAUAUGAUUUGUAUAUAAAACAUGCAUAUUUCUUUUUUCUUUCAUGCCACAAGCACCAGUGUGACAUCUGAACAGUGAUUUUGCUUGAAUGGUACUUUCAGAAGCCCGUUGUUUUUGAUCUGUCUGCAUGGUUUCAAACUGUGCCAGGAAAUACUGUGUCAUCUGCUGGAAUUUGUUUUUUGUUUUUUUUGCUCCUCAUGGCAAUUUGGUGGUACUACUGAUCCCAGAUAAUAUUGCUGCAACCUGUUUUAUUUUUAAUGUAUAAUUGUUGGAAGUGCUUGCUGAGUUCUUUUCAGAGCUCAAUACUGCAGAUCUGUUUCUACAUUAUGUCCUCUGGAGUGGCAUCUCUUUCUCAAUGACACUGGAAUAUUUAGGAGCGCCAUGUAACCUUGAAUUCUGAUACUGCCAAUGGCUAUUUAUUCAGAAAGACAGCUGCUGACAGUUCAUACACAGGGAACAUACAGUUAGAUGUGAAAAGUAGUUGAGACAUUUUACCCUCAAAGACUGACAUGCUGUAAAGUGAAACUGCAUGUUUUCAUUCUACUUUGUCGUCUGCAGCUUCAAGUGCGUCUGCAGACAAAACUAUGAAAGUAUUACACUGACAUUUGUCACCGUUGGGCUCUGCACUGUUAUGUCCACAUGGACUUUAGUUAAUGUUAGUUCUGUCUGUCAUCACUUGAUCCAGAAACCAUGUGUCAUGUUAGUAUCCAUUUUGCAUGCUGUCUCAAACACUGGGUCCUCAGCUCUGAGGUAGAUUAACUUAAGACUUGUCUUUCCCCUCCUACCUGUUGUUUUCUUUCUUCCUUUUUGUUCGGGUCGUUGGCUGUGUACCCCAGAAAUGUUGCUGCUACUGUUAACAUGGGUGGAAGUUCAGCAGGCAGAUCGGAGAAGGAACGCUGGGAGGGAAAAUGGAGACUGCUGUCAGUUGAACCAAAAUUGUCAAAACACUCCUGUCCAUGUUUGGUUUGUUGCCAUGGGUAUAUGACCAUCAGACAUCCUGUUCAUAAGUAAUACUUCAAGAUUUCAAAAAUCAUGUUGUGCAAAUCUUUUCAGAAUUAGUUGAAAAGUGUAUAUAGAUGAUAUACAAUAAAUUCCUUUUUUCUUACCUA